UGCCACCUGCACUUUCGACCAUCAAUUGCUUCGUUAAUAUUCCCUUAAAAAAGAAUUAUCAAUAGUAGUGCCUUUGGUACAAUCUCAGAAAGUCAACCAUCUUGUAGUCAUUAAGCUAAGCAAGCCCCCUUAAUUAUUUUAUUACACGUUCACCCCACCGGAACCAUAACGGCAGAACUUUGGUCCUCAUGAAGCCCAGAGAUUGUUAAACUAUGGUGAUGUCAAGAUUAUGCUUCUACUCUUCUUUCUUGCUUUUGUUACGGUUCGUUGCCGCUCAAAGCAGCAGCUAUGAACAAGGAACAGGGUUCAAUCCAACCACGGCUAUAGUCAUGAUCGUACUCGUCAGCGUUUUCUUCUCACUUGGAUGUGUCUCCGUCUACAUGAGAAGGUGUCUCGAGCAAGCCCUAGGGGUCGACGACGGAAGAUCCGGAGACCCGGGAAACUGGCUUAACGUUAGGCAGCAGACGCCGCGUGGACUCGACGCGUCUGUCAUAGAAACUUUUCCGACGUUUCGUUACUCCACCGUGAAGACGCUGAGAAUCGGCAAAGAAGAGUUGGAGUGUCCCGUUUGCCUCAACGAGUUCGAGGACGACGAAACGUUGCGUUUGCUUCCUCAAUGUUGCCACGUGUUCCAUCCUGGUUGCAUAGAUGCCUGGCUACGUUCUCACGCCACGUGUCCUCUCUGCCGCGCUAAUCUCGUUCCUGUACCGGGUGAGUCUGUUUCUUUCGAGAUCUCCGGUUUAGCUAGAGAAUCCGGUCAGAGCUGUCCUCUAACGUCGAUUGUUGAUGAUAACCGGAGAAUGGCUUUGGCUUCUCCGGACGAGCGGUUACUUGACUCAGUGGCUUGGAUAGGUAACCAAAGCAUGCCACGUAAGUCCAUGUCUACAGGGUGGAAACUAGCUGGAUUGUUUAGCCGGUCAAGUUCUUACAGUCAGACCGAGGAGAAUCUAGACCGGUUCACGCUAAGAUUACCGCAGGAGAUACAUGAUCAGCUCGUGAACCAAGGGUCAAAAGGCCACAUUGCGCUGCCCCAAGUGAGGAGCUCGAUACGAGGGUACAGAACCGGAAGCCUAGGCAAUGAAAGAAACUAUUUCUACUUUGAACGGUUCGAUCAAGACGGUCGGUUCGACCGAAGACCGUUUUCUAUAACUCCCCCGUACCGGACCGGCUUGAUCAGGUCUCCGAGUGGGGUUAUCAACGGGGGAGAUGGUUAUCAGGAACGUGCUGGUACACCCAAAAGUUUGCUUCUAGCAAUAAGGUCACCGUUUGAUCGGUUAUUCGCUGGAAAAAACAAUGUAGGUGAACGUUCUUACCUUAGAUCCGGUGAUGCGAGUCCUGUGUAGUCGGAUUUAAUAAAAUUUGGGUUCGGUAUAUAUUUUCUUCUAAUUUUUUUGUUAUACAAGAAAUUUAAUACCUCUUACUGCUGAAAUGAAAUAAAUGUUUUUGGUUUAUCCCAAGUUUUGUGACUGUCAAACCAUCAACAUAACAACAAAACCAUCUCACUAAGUUCUAUGUGAAAACUUCAAAGAGAUUCAUGAACAAAAACCACCAUAACGGAAAUAGAGAACGGAUAGGUAGAGGGCAGCAACAUGUAGAAAACAAAUCAGGUUUCUUUUUUGAAUGUGUUAAAUUUAUUCGAUUCAAAAACGUUUUUACAUUGAAUGCAGCUUUACUUCUACCAAAUAAUGGCUAAUAAACUGAAAUUACAAUUGAGAAAUUUGAUUAACUUGUGUGGUAAGCAA
Molecule: messenger RNA, 1742 nt
Organism: Brassica napus (rape)
Lineage: Eukaryota; Viridiplantae; Streptophyta; Magnoliopsida; Brassicales; Brassicaceae
Product: E3 ubiquitin-protein ligase ATL15-like
Exons: 1
Coding region: 213-1343 (376 amino acids)
Source: RefSeq, a predicted model, not a curated record